Orbicella faveolata is the source of this 4596-nucleotide messenger RNA. RefSeq lists its product as uncharacterized. The record is from RefSeq and is a predicted model, not a curated record. NCBI's taxonomy places the organism in Eukaryota, Metazoa, Cnidaria, Anthozoa, Scleractinia, Merulinidae.
CUGGGUUUGCGAUCAUCAAGCCCUUACAUGAUCUCUCUUGACAGCAUGUGCCACUUUGCGUGAUAAAGAAGAUAGAUGAAGAAGAAGGCGUAUCUGAUCAAUUGUCGUGGCGUUUUUCCCGAUUCACACCUCAUGUAAAACACUCGAAACGCUGACAGAAUACUCAUGGGGUGUAAAAAAUUUCACCGUUUUCGUUUUUGGUUUUCUUUGCCUACACUAAUGCGAUGGAACACGUCUUCAAGCAUUCGCACUGAAUUGUUCAUUUCGCAGGGACUCUUUCUGGCACCAAAUCAGAAGUCCAUUACUCGACGGAAUACAAGAGUCUCAAACAUCUGAGUAAAACGUCAUUGUCAUAUUCUACGAGCAGGUUACUUUUAAUUAGUUGAAAUUUCGAAGCCUUGCCCUGUACAAGUUAUAGAGAUUUUUUGCGACAUUUCGCUUCUGAAGUCUAGAGCCUGAGAGUGUCCCAGAUCAAUACGCUCCCAAGGAGGAAGUGACAAUGAAGAAUAAGGUCUGGGGUUGAGUUUUGAUUCAAUGAUCCCUAGCUAAGUAGCCUAGCCUUGGUUGGUAUCAGACAACAGAUUAGCACGGUGAUAUUCAAACCUUUAGUAAGUGUGUACCCUUACGUGACCGCUUAUAACACUUUUUACUCAUAUGACUAUUUUCUUGGGUGACGGGCAAGGAUGACAAGCUUGUCUAGAUCACAGCCUCAGUCAAAUUAUUGACUUUCAAAUUUUUAACAAGUUCUCGCGAGCUUGCAGCUGAGUUUCAUUUCAAAGCCACGAGGAUCCGAAUUGAAGAUUAAAGCCACCAUGAGUGUUACGCCUUUUCUACUUAACAAGAUAUUAUUUAUUACAUGGUGCAUCCCUCUCACGGCAGCUUUUCCAACAAGGUGGACCGACUACUCAAGUGAUAGUGUUUGGAAUGAUAUAGAUCAACUAUAUAAAAACAUUUUACAGGAAUUAAACUAUGAGGUUAAAAAUGACGACAGCGAAAUCAAAAAAUCAGUUGUAAAGGAGACUGAUGGAAAUGCAUUUGACAGCAGAGGAGAAAUUAGCCAAGGAAGUGGAGAGCAGGCAAGCGGUGAAAAUAGUAGAGAGCAAGCAAGCGGCCAAAACAGUGGAGAGCAGGCAAGUGGCGAAGGUGAUGGAGAGCUGGAAAGCGGCGAGGAAAGUGGAGAAAUGGCAAGCGGCGAGGAAACUGGAGAGCUGUCAAGCGGCGAGGAAAGUGGAGAGCUGGCAAGCAACGAGGAAAUUGAAGAGCAGGUAAGCGAGGAAGUAGGUGGCGAAGGAAGUGUGGAACAGUUAGGCAGUAAAGAUGUUGGAGAUGAGGCAAAUGGCGAAGAAAACGGGAACAGUUUUGGUGGUGAAGAAAAUGGGGAACAGUCAGGAGAUGAAGAAAGUGGGGAAAUGUCGGGCGGUAAAGAAAGUGGGGAAGAGUCAGGAGGCGAAGGAAGUGGAGAAGAGGCGAGCGGUGAAGGAAUUGAAGAAGAGUCAGGCGGUGAAGAAAGUGGAGAAGAGUCAGGAGACGAAGAAAGUGGAGAAGAGUCAAGCGGUGAAGGAAUUGAAGAAGAGUCAGGUGGUGAAGAAAGUGGAGAAGAGUCAGGAGGCGAAGAAAGUGGAGAAGAGUCAAGCGGUGAAGGAAUGGAAGAAGAGUCAAGCGGUGAAGGAAGGGGAGAAGAGUCAGGAGGCAAAGGAAGUGGGGAAGAGUCAGGCGGUGAAGGAAGUGGAGAAGAGUCAAGCGGGGAAGAAAGUGGAGAAGAGUCAGGAGGCAAAGGAAGUGGAGAAGAGACAAGCGGCGAAGGAAGUGGAGAAGAGUCAAGCGGGGAAGAAAGCGGGGAAGAGUCAAGCGGGAAAGAAAGCGGGGAAGAGUCAAGCGGUGAAGAAAGUGGGAAAGAGUCAGACGGUCAAGAAAGUGGGGUAGAGUCAGGUGGUAGAGAAAGUGGAGAAGAGUCAAGCGGUGAAGAAAGUGGAGAAGAGUCAAGCGGUGAAGAAAGUGGAGAGGGGUCAGGAGGCGAAGGACGUGGAGAAGAGUCAAGCGGUGAAGAAAGUGGAGAAGAGUCAAGCGGUGAAGAAAGUGGAGAAGAGUCAAGCGGUGAAGAAAGUGGAGAAGAGUCAAGCGGUGAAGAAAGUGGGGAAGAGUCGGGCGGUGAAGGAAGUGGAGAAGAGACAGGCGGUGAAGGAAGUGGAGAAGAGUCAGGUGGUGAAGAAAGUGGAGAAGAGUUAAGCGGUAAAGAGAGCGGGGAAGAGUCAAGCGGUGAAGAAAGUGGAGAAGAGUUAAGCGGUGAAGAAAGUGGAGAAGAGUCAAAUGGUGAAGAAAGCGGGGAAGAGUCAAGCGGAGAAGAAAGUGGAGAAAAGUCAGGCGAUGAAGAAAGUGGUGAAGAGUCAGGAGGGGAAGGAAGUGGAAAAGAGUCAAGCGGUGAAGAAAGUAGAGAAGAGUCAGGCGGUGAAGAAAGUGGAGAAGAGUCAGGUGGUGAAGAAAGUGAGGAAGAGUCAGGCGGUGAAGAAAGUGGAGAAGAGUCAGGCGGUGAAGAGAGUGGAGAAAAGUCAGGCGGUGAAGAAGGUAAAGAAGAGUCAGGCGGUGAAGAAAGUGGAGAAGCGUCAGGAGGCGAAGGAAGUGGAGAAGAGUCAAGCGGUGAAGAAAGUGGAGAAGAGUCAGGCGGUGAAGAAAGUGGGGAAGAGUCAGGCGGUGAAGAAAGUGGAGAAGAGUCAGGCGGUGAAGAAAGUGGAGAAGAGUCAGGCGGAGAAGAAAGCGGGGAAGAGUCAAGCGGUGAAGAAAGUGGAAAAGAGUCAAGUGGUGAAGAAAGCGGAGAAGAGUCAAGUGGCGAAGGAAGUGGAGAAGAGUCAAGCGGUGAAGAAAGUGGGGAUGGGUCAGGAGACGAAGGAAGUGGAGAAAACUCGGAUGGUGACGAAAGUGGUGAAGAGUCAGGAGGGGAAGGAAGUGAGGAAGAGUCAGGCGAGGAACAAAGUGCCAAAGGGUCAGGUGGUGGGGAAAAUGGGAUGGAGUUAAGCGGUGAAGGAAGUAUUGAGCACAGUGGCAGCGGUUCCGGAGAUUCAAGUGGUUCUGAGAUCGUUGUUGUUAACAAUGGACGAGUUCUUCUAGGUGGUGGUGUUUCACGCACUCCUACCUCUGGGCCUGAGAUAACACCUAUUGCUGAGGUGUAUUAUAUGCCAUUUUGAAGUAAAAGACAACAUAUCGGUUCCAACGCCAUGAUGCUUUCAACAGUUGCCUUCCUGAUGGAAAAACACUUCCAUUUUUGUGAUUUUAGAUAAUCAAGAAAUAAAUUGACGUCAGCCACGCUAAAAUCACUUGGUUAACUAAAAAACGGUAGCUAUAGUGAAACCUGAAAGCUUGUCUUGUCCUCUAGCGCUCUUGAGGAUUUUACAACUUUUUUUGAUUUUGAGGCGUGAAAAUAUGAACGUAGCCACUGACUGUGAAUUUCUUGAUGAGAUUUAGCUGUUACUCGUACAACGAUUAAAGGGGGGUGAUAAUAGCGAUGUAGUAAAUAAAUAAAGACCGCUUGAACGACCUUGGUUUAAUGCAGAUUCGACUCUACUUUCCCAUGAGAUCUACUAUCCCCGGAUGUAAAGAGAAGUACCGGGAAUCUUGGGGAGGAAGGAGAGUGCAAAAAUGCACGCAUGAAUAAUCGCUGCAAAAAAACACAAUUGUUUGAAAGCUGGAACCCGUACACACACGAAAGCCUGCCUUAGUUUGUCCAUGUCUUAGUUUAUGUAAUGCUUCGAGCUGCUUUGGUUUUGUUGAAAGUUUUGUGUUUUGUUGUUAGAUAACAAAUGGUAUACGGUAAAGCGAGCAGUAUUGAGUGAUGGAUGCACUUGGGAGGUUUAUCGAAUCGAAGCACCCAAGAAGUUGUUAGCAACUUCUCUCGUGCAACCAGCACUCAAUAGUGCACCCUGACGGCGCCGUUCACUAUUUGUCGACUAAAGCGUAAAAGUGGCACUAUAACGGGCGCCACUUCCAAAUGUUUAACCCUAAACGACAGAUUUUCAUAAGUCUUUUGAAUGCAGAAGCCCACACGACGCAAUACGCUGUUUCUGUAGAAUGCCGGAUGUCAUACCUUUCUGGAAGGCCUCAAUAAACCAGACGUUCUAUCGUAGUGCCAACCUUGCAUUCAGUUUUAACUAGACGUAUUUUCGCUGAUGAGAAUCUAAAUAUGAUGCUUUAGUUGUGUUCAAAUAUGUAAUUCCAGACUACGCGAGAUUUUUGCCAGGUCCACCAGUGUGCGUAGAAAAAAGGAUGCCAUUUGAUAAAACGAAUACGGCACUGAUAAGCACCGAUAUUCCUGGGCCCACAUAGUUAUAACUGACAAAAAGGAAUAUUAGAAGUCUUUUGAUUACAAGGGUCCACACAACACAACAAACAAAACAUACUGGUUUAGUUGCCGGAUCUCUUUAUGUAGGAUGCUAGUGCCAGAUGUCACUAGAAGUGUGUAAUCAAAACUGAAUGAAAGUCUCGCACAACGACAAAAAGGCUGGUUCAGAUUGAGUCCAAUAAAUCGACUUGAAAAACUAAUUUCUUUGAUUCUCAAGGCAAGGGUUAUGACACUGAACGUAAUAUGGUUUCAUGGCAGCAACGAGU